CAAGAUAGCCAUGUUGACAAAUUAAGCAAAUGGCCUAAAGUUCGCUUUUCUCACGUAGCCAAAACUUCGCAUAUUUUCUUAACUAUUCGUGCUAAGCAGUUUGCAUAAGAGAUAAAUGUCGUCUGGAGAAAGGCCACAAAAAUGACGGAUAUUCUGUGCAGAUGGUUAAAUACUGAAGUGAAACUCGACAAAACCGUCGAUGGAAAGAGUUUCUCUAAUGAGUUUUCUAAUGGCUACCUAAUUGGAGAAAUACUCAACAAACAUGGUCUACAGGAUGACUUCAGCUCAUUUUCCAAGUCAAGCACUGCUGAUUCAAAGCUCAACAAUUUUACCAGAAUGGAACCAACAAUGGCCCUUCUUGGUGUCCCUUUUGAUACUAAAGUGGCUAAGGAUAUCAUGAAUGAAAAGCCAGGUGUUGCAACAAGACUGAUCUACCAACUUUUCAUUGCCCUUGGAAGGAAGACUAAAAUGAAUUUAACUGGUGUUGCUAUGGAGACAAUGAGGCCCGCUGGUCCUGCUAAGCUGAGUGAAAAAGAGACAGAUUUGUAUAGAGAGCGUUUGAAGACCCUGGUUCCCAGACAGGUGGAUCUGAAUUUUGAUAACCUAGUGAAAAAGUAUCAUGACUGGCAAAAGGACCAGGAAGAUAGAGCCCUGCAAGACAAAAUGGAAGAGGAUGACAAGCUACGAAAAUACCAGCAAAGGGCAAGAGAACAAAAUUUGCAAAGGUCAAAAAAUUUGCGAGAGAAGCAAGAAGAUACGAUGCAGAAAAUCAGAGAAGCAACUGUGAAGAUACCAAAGCCUAUUGAAACAAAGAAAACAAGCAAGAAUCGAGCAGACCUCUUGAAGGAAAAAACUGCCAAGAGUGUUUAUAGAAAUCUGAGCAGCUUUGAAAGCAGUCUAAAAGCCAUGCCUCCACCAAUGAGUCCACUUGAUAUGGAUCGAAGCAAUGUUGACACAGACAUCGAUGUAUUUCUGAACUCAACUGCUCCAGCUAUAGACAAGACAUUUUCAAAGCCAGCACUGAAUAACGACUAUGUAGCGAAAAUUCGCAGACGUCUAGAAGAAGAUGCAAAAGCCAGAAAGGAGCGAGAAAAAAGAAGAAGACGUGUUCUGGUUGAGCAGUUGAAGUCACAUGAGUUGCAAGAGGAAGCACAUCGAGAAGAAAUGCUGGUUAACAGGCUGAUGCGACAAUCUCAAAUGGAAAGACGUAUUGCUGUUCAGUUGAUGCAUGUUCGACAUGAGAAAGAAGUCAUCAAGAAAAAUAGAAUGCUGAGAGAGGAACAGUUUACAGAGAGGCGUUUGAAAGACUUUGCUGAUGCACUUGAUCGGGAAGCCGAUUUGUGUAGGGAAGCAAAAAUUGAAUAUGAACAAGACGUAAAUCACAAUAUUGAAGUGCAUAGCGCCAUUGUAGCUGAAAAAGCCAAAGCAAAAUAUGCCAAACGAUACAAUAUCUGCAAAGAUAUCUUGUUCAAUAUCGUGGACUUUUCAUGCAAAGUUGGCGAAUACCGUGAAUUAACAGAGAAACUUCUUCCACCAAAACUCGUCAGAGACUGGAAGGCCUUGUUUGUAGAAGGAAAGCCCUUAUACCCGCCAAUCGUUGUUGAUGAAGAAAGCAACAACGAAGUCGAUGCAUUGGAAGAAGAAAAACAGCUUUUGCUAGACGAGAAAGAUUUCCUUGAGUAUAAAAAUUUUGAUGGAGAAUGGAUACCGUCGAUCGAAAACGGCGAAGCAGUGCCGCUGAAGGACAAUGUCAUACUUGGUCAUGUUUUGCAUAGAAUGUUCUCUAUUGUCUCGCCUCCAGCUCCAACACCACCUCCACCGCAGUUUCCACCCUGUCCUCUAAAAAUAAGUGUUAUUGGGAAAUUCUUCAGUGGAAAGUCGACAGCAAUUCAGCACAUCGUGGAAACUCACCGCAUUGUCUCUAUCAAUGUUGAUGAAAUUGUGGAGGAGGCUUUACAGGCCUUCAAAAAUAAGGAAAGCGUCAUGGUGACAGAGGAGAAAGAAAGCGAAGAACAAAAGGCAAUUGAAGGAAACUCUGUGGACGAGACAGAUGCAAAGCAGAAUGGUGCAACUGAACCAGAUGACGUUACAGCUCAGAUCGCCGAAAAAGAAGAGACCGAGAAAGUAGCUGAGAUCCCAAUCACGACCCCGGUUGAAAACAAACAUAAUGGCUCACUCAAAAGUGAGAAGGCAGAGUCCGUUAAAACCUUUGGGUCAUCUCACAGCCUCAAGUCAGCAACAUCAGCUUUAAUGUUCACAAACCGUGCAAAACUCGGAAGCAAAGCAUUUACCGUAAUGAAAAAGGGAAAACCAUUGCCAGAUGCUUUAUUGGUGGACAUAAUCAUUGAAGAAAUAAGAAAUAUUCCAAAGGGAACUGGCUGGAUACUUGACGGUUUUCCAACAACAAUAAAUCAGGCAAAGCUGCUCGAGAAGGCCUUAACUGGUAAUGAUGCUUCUUCUGGUGGGACCAAAAAUGGAAAAGAUAGCAAGAAAACCAAGAAGUCUAAAAUAGUUUCCGAUCCUCAUCCAUCCACUGAGGUGGCGACGGUUAAAAGUGGCCUUGACUUGGUUUGUUUGUUUGAAAUCGAUGAUGCUGUUAUACUGAAAAGAGCUGAAGGCAGAACAUACGAUCCCUCCUCAGCUGAUGUUUUUCAUCAAGAAUUUGACCCACCACCAGAAGGCUCCUACACAGGAGUUCUUGCACAGGCAAAGGUUCAGCCAGUUUUAGACCCUUCCAAUGACAAAGAGCAAGUUCAGUCCAGACUUGCAAGCUUUCAAGAUACCCUGCCAAAGUUGGAAAAAUGGUAUGGGAAAUUUGGUGUCUUGCAAAAACUGGAUGCAGCUAAACCAAGUGGGGAUCUUGCUGACGAGUUUAGAACAAUUAUUGAGGAGACGUUCCAAAAGCUUAAUGCUCCACCUCCAGAGGAGACCCCGAAGGACCCUCAAGAUGUAACAGAACAAGAACCCGCCUCUGUCGAAGAGCCAAAACCGGAAGUUCCACCUGAACCAGUUCCGGAGCCUCCAGUAAGCCCAGUUUCAGAGACAAAAUCUGUCAAGUCAACAGUCAAAGGUCAAAAGCCAGUUUCACCCAAGGGGUCAAAGAAAGCCGGCAAGAAAGAUGACCGCGGUGCGUCUCCAGGGAGAAAAGGCAAGAAAGGAAGAUCGCCAUCACCUGGUAAGCAGGAAGAGAAAGGUGGUCGUAAAAAGGCAAGUAGGAGUCCUUCUCCAAAGGCCAAAGGAGGAAGGCCUGGUUCAAAGGGAGGCUCGAGACCUGGAUCAAGAGGUAGACGGUCACCAGGUAAAGAAGCAGAACCUGAAGUUCCACCAGAGCCAGAAGGCCCGCCCGAACCACAACCAGGAUCUCCGGAAUGGGAGUAUGUUGCUGAGCCGCUAGAUGAGGAGCUGGCUCAUGUCUUGGUUGAUAAAUGGAAUGUCGUAGAAAACACGUACAUAGACAGUGCGAAACACGUGUUUAGGAAUAUCAGAGAUGAGCGAGAAAAGAUUUAUAGAUACAUGUAUAAAAGCAGAAAAGAUUUUGCAGAUUAUCUCAAAAGGCCUGAUACAAAACAGGAAUUUGUCUCUGCAUGGCAAAAGGAAUACAAUAGCACCGCUGAUGACAUGAGGGACGACGAGGAUACAAAAGCGGAAAUGCAUCAACAACUCGACGAUUUGUGUGAAAGGCUUUGGAAUAUUUCGGAUACUCGCAAAGAGGACGCUGAAGCAGAAAGAUCUCGCAUUAUGAACGAGGGAUGGCUAGAGGACCACGUGGGCCUGUUGACAAAUCAUUACAUUUCCCUGAUGCAAGGAGAACUGAACAGAUACCAAGACACGUGUAAAUUGUUAAAGGAUUACUACGUAGGAAUGGAAGGUGGUCUGGGACCGAAAAAAGCCAAAAUUUUACCCGAUGGCUCCCAGAGUUUCACUCGCAUUCCACUGGUUGAGCUUCCCACGACACUUGCUCCUGGGGAGGAAGUGGAGCCGCCUCCGUCUGAGACGAAGCCUCUCUCUGCUAAAGCAUCAAAAGAUAAAGAUAGGGAUGUGAAAACCCCGGAACAAGAAGACGAUGAUGCAAAUAAGAGAAGAAUACCAUUGGUUCCAAGAAGACCAAAGUCUGGUGAAACAUCUGGUGUAGGAAGAGAAGUAAAAAGCAAAAAGGCAACACCAAGGCGAGAGAAAACGACAGUCUCCGAAGAAAAGUUGGACAGCCCGACGCCACCGGCUGAUCCCGACGAAAGGCUGCUGUUUGAUGCUUUUCAAAGUGCUAUACUUGCAAUUGAAGCCCAGAGUGCUGCUGAUAUAGCUGUAGAGGAGGCUGAGAGUCAGAGACACGCUGAGCAAGAGCGAGAGAGAGAAAAGGAGCUGAUGAAAAUACACUCUAAGGAUAAGCGUAGCAAAAAACGAGGGGCAUCACCGGGGAAGAACGCUGUUCAAGAAACGCCAACUCCAGUUCAACCAGAAGAAAAUGUUGACAUGCAAAAAGAGGAAGAGGAAAAGCAACGCAGGCAAAAAAUCAGGGAACGACUCUCAAAAGAAUACAAAUUUGCAGUUUUCUCAGAGAGCGAAGGACUUAGAAAAAGACUUGAUAAUAUCAGUUUUCAAGGUACCUCAGUGGUACAAAAGCUCAAGGCGAAAUCCCUCGCUUCUUACGAGGAUAUGAACGACUGGCUUGGUCAGAGAUUCCUUCAAGAGAUGGAAAGCAUUGACACAAUGGCAGUAACUGUGAGAUCAUCGAUUGAAAAAGAAUCAAAGAUCCAGGAAUGUAUUUUGCUUGAAGACAAAGAUUUGGUUAUUGAAUAUGAUCUGCGGAGAUUCAAGACACCAACACCUCCUCCGCCACCCUCGCCAAAAGAAGAAUCCAAACCUGAUACAUUUACCGUCGUGCAACUUCUGUCAUUACAUAAACAAUUCAGCGAGAUCGCCCCAUCUGGACUAAUAUCAGCCAAAGCUUUCUCUGAUACCAUUUUGGAUUAUGCUUCCUGUAAUGCAGGUACAGAAGGACUCCCUGACAACUGGAUGUCCGUGUCAACAAAUCAGCUGCAAGAUAUCGCCACAAACCUUGUCAGUGACAAUGAAUAUUUGGACUGGAAGGCCUUCCUUCUUUCUGCUGCAAAACCUUGGCCCCCUGUAACCGUUUCUGGGCUGCUUGAAACUUUACGACAAUUUAGGGAGGCUGAUGAUCUAAAGAUUGGUCGUGUGGGAAGAGAGGAUUUUGAAAAAGUGAAGAUGUGGUUUUCGGAGGACGAAGAUGAUCUGAGCUCAUACGCAGAAGAUGGCUACAACAGACUAAAAGAACUUCAUUAUGCAUUUUUUGAUUUAUUCGCCGAUACCAUUGACGAUUGGCAAUCUGUUGAUUAUGUAAACAUGCUGCUUUACUUCAGUGCAGUUGCAGACCCUUUCGAGGGAUUUCUGCGGGCAUUAAGCGUUGUGACUGGUAGCUCAUUGCCAACAAAAGAAGAGAUCGAUGCUGUUGAAAAGCCUGAAGACCCAGAUCAACCAGUUCAGGCUGUUCCUCACCAUUUUCUCACUCCAGUGGUGCUAGCUGAUAUUUUGAAGGUGUUCAAUCAUAGCAAAAGAUUUCAAGGAGAUAGUCACCGUUUUAGUGCUACGUCGGAUCCUUUGGACAGUUUCUCUGAGGAACGUUUGACUGGAAUUUAUGAAGAGCUGGGAGGAGAGGCCGAUGGAAUUCCGAUUUAUCUUUUAUUCCAGCAUCCAGUCAUGAGAGAUUGUAUCACCCAAUGUAAAAAGUUCCAGCAAAUAGAUCUGCAACAGCUAUUGAAGAACAUUGACUCAUCAUAAGUAAAAACCUCUUACAUGUUCAGAUGUCAUAACAGUUUCGUGUAUGUUAUACAACAUUUUAAUUCUAUCGUGUAUUGACUAUCCCUGUAUUUCAUGUGAAUUUUUAUGUUUAUCAUGCUGCUAUCUAUUUGUGCCCUGGCCGUAAUUUGUCGUAUUUUGUCAUUUUUUUGGAUAUUGCAAUCCCUAGGCCCAUUUUUUGGACUUUACAUCAAUUUAAUUUUGCAAUCUUCCAAUGCUUGAAUUGCGUGGCUAUCAGAGAAUUAUGCUUUAACAGUUCUUAAUAAGUCUUCGCGACUCACCAAGCACCGUGGAGUGUUGAGAAGAGUGGGGGGUCUAAAAAAGUGGGGGGGCUAAAACCGUAUAAAAGAGGCUUUACUGGUAGUUUAUUACUUAAUAUUUGGCAUAUUUUGCAAAAAGUCUAAAGCCCCCUAGCACCCUGCCCGCGGUGCCUGCUUACUGCUUACAUAUCAUUACUUUCAUCGUCUAUCCUAUUUUUACAUGUGAAAGACACAUUGUUAAAUGAAAUGUAACUCCAUUAUGUACUAAUACAACCCCAAGGUCUCCUCUGAGUUUCAGUUUUCCAACUUUUUGACACUGCAGACAGGUUUGGAGAUUUGGCGCGAAUCGGUACGAGUAGCAUUGGCUAGUUCAUUCCUUGGCAUUGUUGUUGACGAAAUAAUUCAACGUAUGUUUAAAAGAAAUAAGUCUUGUUAAUUUGUGAAUAUGACGAUUAUUAAUGGAAAUAAGAUUGUAAGAAGGUUUCAAUUUCGUUACGAGAAGUUAACAAACAUUAAUUAAGUUUCCUGGGUGCAUAGGCAGAGACGAAUUGAGUAGUUACACUCUUUUUUAUAAAAAACGGUUAAUUUAAGUUCAGGCUGACUGUUCUUAAUUUUCUCGAAAACACGAGACUGGAUUUUUCUUGUUCUGUUCUUAAAUUAAUAGGUUGUAAACAGUGCGAUUACUAGCUUUUUUGCUCUAGGGAGACAACCUUCAUUUGCCAAAAAGUUUGAACACUCACUAAAAACGUACCCAAACAUGGCUAAAAACCUUCGUUUUUGAGAUGAAAUUGUUCAAAAUUACACUUUACAGUAGCUCAGCCUCAGCUUGUUCUUAAUUGGUUUUCAACUUUCCACCAAUUUUGAGGCACGUAUUCUUAUCAAAUUAUUUUUAUAAAAAAGAGUGCAUUUGCUAUUCAACAUUAAAAUGACGAUAACAUUAGGGCCCCUCGGCUUCUCUCUUCUCUCAUUAUUCUGGCUGACCUAAUUGUAAGACAAAACGGUAUUGUCGAGAACAAAGCCAAUUGCGGAGAAAUGAGCAAACUUUUAUUUCUUUAGUGGACCUGGUGUAGCAUGCUAAAUGUAAAAACCAUGUCCAGGCAGCAAUGGUGGCGCCAGCCACUACACUCUGGGGAGACAAAAAAAAGUUUUAGGCCACGCCCUUUUUAGCACCAGAAGACGCUCUUUUACCAACAAGAAACGGUUUUACAUUAAGGGAACGCUUAUAACUAGCUUUUGGCAAUGGAAAGGCAGUUUUAAAAUCAUAGGAUUACAUCACAAAAAGUAUGUUGCCAAAAUAUUAACCCUCCCCCGACAUUUUCUCAUCGAAUUUCGACGAAAUACAAAGUUGAUCCUACCGAGAACUGGGGGGACAGGUCCCCCAGUCUCCCCCCCCCCCCAGUGGCGUCGCUACUGCCAAGCAGUCCAUGGUUUCUCCUUAGCUUUCUUCUAAAAUAGCGAUUAAGGGUAAGGUGGAAAAAUGCAAAUUAACGCGGAAUGAUAAUGGAUAAGCGCAUACUUUGAUUUGGUAUGUCUUUCCAUGCUCUUUUCAGGCAUCCUUUUGUAAUAAAUUGUUUUUCAUUUCAAAAUUUAUGAGAAUACUUCAAAGUAAACAGAGAUGCGGAAAAAAGUAAGAAAAUAAACAAGUCCUCAAUCAAGAAAUUUCUCACCGGGAAUGAUUUUUACUGGGAUUGCUACAUAAGGCUGUGCGUGUGUGUGUCUGGCCAAUACAUAAUGGUGAAUAUUGUCUUUGCUGGUAAUUUUUUACCGGAUCCACGGUAUGUUAAUCAUUUGAAUGCACUGACAAAAAAAUUUUGUAAGACAUACGAAAAUACACUUAACAUUAGCGUAAUCUGCCGUUGACGUAUCUUUCAAUCAGCUAUUUCACUUAUUUAUAAUUAAAUAUAUUAUGCGUCGACGUUUUUUGCAUGCUUAGUUAUUUUCACUGAAUAAAAAUUGAAUCCCAAGCAUAAUUUUGGGUGAAAUCUAUAAAAAGCAAGAUUGUUUGCAGGUCAAGAUAGCUAAACCAGUGCAAAAGUAAUUGUUUGUAUUGACACUAACAAAGUGUAUUAAUAAAUAAAUAUGCAACAACUAAUUACUGAUCUCUUUUGCAGAUAUUGUUUUGUCAAAGGCUAAAGUAAGCUGUAUUCAUCUAGAAAUCUUUCGUUAACCUUAUAAAGUUGCUUGCCUUUGCUUCCUAAUCUUGAAAAUGCUCCACGUCACGCUUGUCCGCCAUGACCCCAGCAAAGAAACAAAGCGGCCUGGCACAAGAAU
Molecule: messenger RNA, 8345 nt
Organism: Rhopilema esculentum
Lineage: Eukaryota; Metazoa; Cnidaria; Scyphozoa; Rhizostomeae; Rhizostomatidae
Product: sperm flagella and cilia-associated protein 2
Biological process (GO): nucleobase-containing compound metabolic process
Molecular function (GO): protein binding; nucleobase-containing compound kinase activity; ATP binding
Source: RefSeq, a predicted model, not a curated record